AUGAAACUGAGUAACCAAACUCAGCUUUCAGAAUUCCUUCUCCUGGGAUUCUCAGAGGACCCAGCACUGCAGCCUCUCAUCUUUGGGCUGUUCUUCUCCAUGUAUGUGAUCUGUGUCACUGGGAACCUGCUCAUUGUCCUGGCCAUCUUCACAGACACACACCUCCACACACCCAUGUACUUCUUCCUUACCAACCUGUCCUUCUCUGACAUCUGUUUCACCUCCACCACCAUUCCCAAGAUGUUGGUUAACAUCCAGACACACAGUAGAGUCAUCAGUUUUGCAGGUUGCAUCACACAGAUGUUUUUCUUCAUACUCUUUGCAGGACUAUAUGAUUUUCUUCUGGCUGUGAUGGCCUAUGACAGGUUUCUGGCCAUCUGUCACCCUCUGCACUACACAGUCAUCAUGAAUCCCCGAAUCUGUGUGCAGCUGGUUCUGGUGUCCUGGGUCAUUGGUGUCCUGAAUGCCCUGAUGCAGAGCUUACUUGUGCUGAGGCUGAGCUUCUGCACACACCUGGAAAUCCCUCAUUUCUUCUGUGAGUUGAAUCAGGUGGUCCACAGAGCCUGUUCUGACACCUUUCUCAAUGACCUCAUAAUGUAUUUUGCAUCUGUGCUUUUAGGGGGUGGUCCCCUGUCUGGGAUCCUCUACUCUUACUCUAAAAUUGCCUCCUCCAUCCGUGCCAUCUCAUCAAAACAGGGCAAGUAUAAAGCCUUUUCCACCUGUGCCUCUCACCUCUUGACCAUCUCCCUAUUUUAUGGCACAAGCAUAGGUGUGUAUCUCAGUGCCAGUGCAGCCCCAAGUUCAGCCUCAACUUCAGCAGCCUCAGUGAUGUACACAGUGGUUACACCAAUGCUGAACCCUUUCAUCUACAGCCUGAGGAACACAGACAUGAAGAAAGCUCUGAAAAGACUGCUGUUGCAUAAAUGA
Messenger RNA from Ochotona princeps (American pika), 927 nucleotides. Its product is annotated as olfactory receptor 7A10-like. The transcript has a single exon. Lineage: Eukaryota; Metazoa; Chordata; Mammalia; Lagomorpha; Ochotonidae. The coding region runs from base 1 to 927 and encodes 308 amino acids. Gene Ontology annotation, cellular component: membrane. Gene Ontology annotation, biological process: G protein-coupled receptor signaling pathway. The record is from RefSeq and is a predicted model, not a curated record. Gene Ontology annotation, molecular function: olfactory receptor activity; G protein-coupled receptor activity.